Messenger RNA from Closterium sp. NIES-67, 815 nucleotides. Lineage: Eukaryota; Viridiplantae; Streptophyta; Zygnematophyceae; Desmidiales; Closteriaceae. The record is from the annotation of a GenBank genome assembly.
CAGGACGGUAUGCAAACCUUGACCCGCGGGCCCAAGGUGCAGGACGCGCCGGAUGCCGCCACGCUGCUCACCCACGGCGGCGCCGUGACGUUCGACAACGUGAGCUUCAAUUACAAUGGCGAACGCCAGGUUCUCGAUGGCCUGAGCUUGAGCAUCCGCCCAGGCGAAAAAAUCGGCCUGGUGGGGCGCUCCGGUGCCGGUAAAUCCACGCUUAUCAAUCUGUUGUUGCGCUUCUAUGACGUGGACAAAGGGCAGAUCUGCAUCGAUGGGCAGAAUAUCGCCCACGUCACCCAGGACAGUCUGCGCAGCGCCAUCGGCAUGGUUACCCAAGACACAUCCCUGCUGCACCGCUCGAUUCGCGACAACAUCGCUUACGGGCGCCCCGAUGCAACCGAUGAGCAAAUCCGCAGUGCCGCCGCGAGUGCCCAGGCUGACGGCUUCAUCAGCCAACUGAGCGAUAAACAAGGCCACUGCGGUUACGACACGUUGGUGGGUGAGCGGGGCAUCAAGUUAUCCGGCGGCCAGCGCCAACGGGUCGCCAUCGCCCGCGUGAUGCUCAAGAACGCUCCGAUCCUGCUGCUUGACGAGGCCACCAGUGCGCUGGAUUCGGAAGUCGAAGUCGCCAUCCAGGAAAGCCUGGAUGAAAUGAUGAAGGGCAAGACCGUCAUUGCCAUCGCCCAUCGACUGUCCACAAUCGCCGCCAUGGAUCGACUGAUCGUCAUGGAUAACGGUCGCAUCAUCGAGCAAGGUAGCCACGCCGAGUUGCUAGAGAAGAACGGCACCUAUGCGCGGUUAUGGCAUCACCAGAGCGGCGG